Pterocles gutturalis (yellow-throated sandgrouse) is the source of this 279-nucleotide messenger RNA. Its product is annotated as protein transport protein Sec24C-like. NCBI's taxonomy places the organism in Eukaryota, Metazoa, Chordata, Aves, Pterocliformes, Pteroclidae. The annotation marks the transcript as partial. The transcript is spliced from 2 exons. The record is from RefSeq and is a predicted model, not a curated record.
UUGGGGAUGUGAAUACAAUGAGUGUAAACCAGCAAGCUCACGCAGGGCCUCCUUAUGGGCAACCUCAGCCUGGAUAUCAGGGAUACCAGCAGCCUGCCUACGGAGGACAGCCAUUGCCAGGGGUUCCUCAGUCGCAAUAUGGAGCUUACAAUGGUCCAAUGCCAGGAUAUCAACAGCCAGUCCCUCCACAAGGUUACUUUCCUUCCUUGGGGUUCCCUUCGAAGGGCUCUCCGGUAUCUCUCAACUCUGACAGUUCUUCUCUUGCACCUAAUUUCAUAG